Molecule: messenger RNA, 6778 nt
Organism: Anopheles moucheti
Lineage: Eukaryota; Metazoa; Arthropoda; Insecta; Diptera; Culicidae
Gene: Pka-R2
Product: cAMP-dependent protein kinase type II regulatory subunit
Exons: 10
Coding region: 560-1696 (378 amino acids)
Biological process (GO): regulation of protein phosphorylation
Cellular component (GO): cAMP-dependent protein kinase complex
Molecular function (GO): cAMP-dependent protein kinase regulator activity
Source: RefSeq, a predicted model, not a curated record
AAAGCUGCCAGCCGUGCGUGCGAGCUGUGAAAAAAGUGACCACCUUGUGAAGGUUGUUUUAUUUUUUCCUUUGCCGCCACUUGCAGCCACUGUCCGGUCCGUGUUACAGCCGUGUGUCGUGUUUAAGGGCCGCUAACUGGCCGUACUGGGUUCCUAUCGGUUUACCGUACGCGGUUGUCAAAGUCACUGGCCCCAGUGUGCAGGGCAGGUUUUAUUAGAUAGUGCUUGUGGUGCGUGUGCUUGUGCUUUGUGCUGCAAGGAUCGAAGCAGUCGUGUGCCCAGUUGGCAACUGUUCUACAGUAGUUUCACAAAUCCCAUCUUGAACCUUGCACAGGUUCGAGCUUCUCUUUAGGAGGCUCAGCAAAAGCAGCGUGCGUUAGUGAUCCUAGUGAUUUGGUGAAGUGUAACAGUGUCUGCAAUAUCGGGCUGAAAAACAGCAAUCUAAACUGUCGAUAGAAGAAGCGGUAAAGGAUAUUACUAAGGUACUCCAGUGUAUCGACCAUCUUCAGCAUCAAGUAGCGGACAGCAAGGCGCGCGGGGUACGUAAGACAGAGGAAUUAUGUCGAGCCAACAGAAGCAUCGAAUUCAGGUUCCCGACGGGCUACGGGAUGUGCUGCUGGAGUUCUCCAUAGCGUACUUGCUCGAGCAGCCGGGCGAUGUGAUCGAUUACGCGGUGACGUUCUUCACAAAGCUGCAGGAGGACCGCAAAACAACGAUGAUCACGUCAGCCGAGCCAACCUCGCCGGACGAGAGCAUAAUGUCACACGACGAAGAGCCACUAGUGAAUCGAUAUGCAUCGCGUAGGAAAUCUGUGUUUGCCGAAACGUACGAUCCGGAAAAUGACGACGAAGAUGAGGGUGCGCGAGCAAUCUUUCCCAAAACGGACGAACAGCGAGCCCGGUUGUGUGAUUCUGUCAAAAACAUUCUCCUUUUCCGAUCGCUGGAUAAGGAACAGAUGAACGAAGUUCUCGAUGCGAUGUUCGAAAAGAUAGUUCAAGCGAAAGACUACAUCAUCAAGCAGGGUGACGAUGGUGACAACUUUUACGUCAUAGAGUCCGGCAUGUAUAACGCGUAUGUAGGCGAGGACCAGAAGCACAUACAUACGUAUGAUAAUAGAGGAAGCUUUGGUGAGCUUGCCCUGCUGUACAACAUGCCAAGAGCCGCUACCAUUCAGGCCGAAACCGAUGGUAAACUGUGGGCAAUGGAUCGUCAAACAUUCCGAAGAAUUUUGCUUAAAUCUGCAUUCAGGAAACGGAAAAUGUAUGAAGCUCUUCUGGAUGCUGUUCCGAUGCUGAAAACACUGCAGAACUACGAACGGAUGAAUUUGGCUGAUGCUCUGAUACCUCAAACGUACGCUAAAGGCGAUCGAAUUAUCAAGCAAGGCGAUGCUGCUGAUGGCAUGUACUUUAUUGAGGAUGGCAAAGUGUCCAUCCGCAUCCAGCAGGAUGCUGGCGAGGUAGAAAUUUCCAAUUUAGAAAAGGGCGGAUACUUUGGCGAGCUUGCACUGGUGACACACAGGCCACGAGCAGCUUCCGCAUACGCAGUCGACAAUGUAAAAGUGGCAUUUUUGGAUGUGGACGCAUUCGAACGUUUGCUCGGUCCAUGCAUGAAUAUCAUGAAGCGCAACAUUGGCGACUAUGAAACGCAGCUAGUGAAAAUUUUUGGCAGCAAAAACAACAUCACCGACAUCCGAUAAAGCGGUUGUGCGCUUGUGUCGGAAACGCUCUAACAAUGGGAACUCUACGUAUCUAGAAAUAUACGCGCCUGCUUCAAGGAAAAUCAAGUGUAAUCUGUACGACGACAUCACGGUAUCAAGAAUCGAGCGACCCUCCCCCCCAACACGCCAUAAUUUUAGAAUGGAAAUAUCUUUUGGACUAGAGGUGCGUAACAUUGUUGUGCAGCAAGUUUACAGUAUGAUGAGCGGAACUUGCAUGUUCGCGUAGCUUUUUCUCUCUCCGCAAACUGCACACGGACGCAAAGGUUACGAACGAACGAACGAAGUUGAAUAAGAGCCUACCUGCCACUGAAUCCAAAAUUACAUCACUUUGCGAGCAGCAACGCAUAGAUAAUGUUACUUGAAACCAAAUUAGCUGCCGCUCGUGAUUGUGAAGCACAAAAUCAUCGACAGAGCAGAUUGAGCGAAGGAAAGCGUUGCCAUUGUAAGUGGAAGACAAAAAUGCGGAAACCGAGCGAUCGUUUUUAUUUUCGGUUUUGCAGCAGUGAUUGAUGAUUGAUCAACAAACGCGCGCGACGGACUUGAACGGUAGGCUGGUAAAGAUAGAGUAGACAUAUUUUUUUGCCAGAAAAGAAACAAAAAAAGAUACAUAUUCGAAAAAAAUCACCACCGCUGCCGUAUGCAUCAGAUACAUAAGUACAUAAGUGAAAUGCAUCAAGGAUGAAGUAGUAAGAUGCAUGCAUGCUCUUUAGCCGGUUCUGAUCUGAUGCGCAAGUAUAUUUAAAAUAAUGUAAAAUGAAAUGUGUAGAGUCUGUCUGGACGGAUGGCGAUGCAAAUGCGAUUCUUAUCUGUAUUUAUAGCGGGCAAAGCUAUAAAGUAAGCUCUGAUGCUGGAUAUUCAGAUCACACGACAAGGCGAAAAGGCGACGAGUGUAUGUGUAGUGAGUAAGUUACAUCGUGAACAUGUAUCUAGGAUUUAUGAUAAAAAAAAAACAUGAAAAUAACUUUUCUUACUCCGUUAUAUCGUGUUGCUCGAUAUAAUAAUCAUAGAAUGGUUGAAUUACUGUGUAUGUUAAAAGGCUAUUCAAAAUGAGUUUUCAAAACAAGCGUGUGGAGAAAUGGAACGUUUUCCUACACAGAACACAAAAGCAUUAGGCGGAGUUUCGGGCUUAGUUCAGGGUGUGUGUUGUAUUGUUUCGAAACGCUAAUUUAUUAGUAUCAUUUUGUUUUGUGUUAUUUAUUCUGCUAGAAAAAAAAACAAUGGACAAAAAACAAACAAAUGAGCAGUGGCUGGAUGUUAAUUAUUGGUGAUUGUUAAAUUAGUAUUAUUUUACGACAAAGUAAGGCCAACAAUAAGUGGUGGAAAAUGGACUGGAACGACAUUUCAUGCUGUAAAAAUAAAAGAUUUAAGUGAAUGGUAUAAUUUCGUAAAACAAAACAAAACCAAUUCAUCGAACGGCACCGUGCUGUGCUGGAUCCGUUUCAUCCUGGAUUUUGGGCAAAAUCUGUGGCAGCAUGCAUACUAAUUCUCGUGCUAGCAAACAUGAUCAGACAAAUCGCUAGAUGAUCACCAUAUGCACAAGCACACACAAAAAAAAACAACACGUAUCAUAUAGCAUCGCAAACGAUCAUUUAAAAAUGCCAUAAAACGAAGUAAAAUAGCUAGUAAGCAGUAUAAUACUUGUAAUAACGAGGAGACGUAUAUCAUGGUGAAAAACACAGAAAAAAAAUUGUAGCAGAAUGCAUCCAACUGCGUAGUAACUCGCUUACUAGUAACGAUUGAGAUGAUAUCAGGCUAUAUGGUUUUUGUAUCGCAUUGAGCGGGCGCAUUGGUGUUUCCAGCGUGAAAGGAGUAUAAAAUGUGUAACGACGUAUAAUGAUAGAGAUACUUCUUGCCAGGCAGACGAAUACGGUUAUCAGCAAAUGAUCCCAGUUCGGCAACUUUGUUUUCCUAUAUGAACGUUUAGCCGAGCAAAUGUCCCGCGAACAUGAAACAUGGUUUGAUGCAUUUUUGCACUCAUACAGUUUAAUUUAGCAUACAAAAGUGCAUAAAAUGCAAAUGUGUAACACAAGAAAAAAAAACAGUCACGAGUGGUCUUUGUUUGUUCCUGUUUUGUUUCUUUUUGAGGAAAAUAGAGCAAAAAUGCCCACAAGGAGCGCAAACAAACACGAGUAAUGAACGUUAUGAUAUUGUGGUAUUUUUGCUAGAUGCUUACACUACAAAGUUGCCCACUAAAUUCGAAGUUUGUUACGGAGACGGGGUUAGCGCGGGAUGACAUUUCGCUGCGACCUUCACCAUAUACUCUACAGCGUUUCCGAAGAAUCUCUCUCACAACAUCCCAGCGGGAGCCAUGUUUUGUAGCACCCAUCCUCCCUUCUCCUUAGUGCUUUUUCUACAAACCUUUCCUAAUGCGCUUUGAACGGUUUCAAGUAGCCAACAGAAGAACACAGCCAACCAACCACAUACUGAUGUAACCAAUCAUACAAUCGAUAUCCUAUAAACGGCUCGCGUAGAGAGAUAAUUUAAAUUUUACACAUUUCGUUAUCGCAUUCAACAUAUCAUAUAAUAGCAUUUGUACGGAGCAUAUUGAUGAGAAAGAUCAACAUUGACCCUGUUUUUCCGGUCAUCCAUCAUACAACCCAUCCAUCGUACCAGCUCCGUUGGAAUGGGGCUCUUUAGGCACCCGGUUGCAAUUGGACUCCAGUUUCUAUACGGACAUAGUGUAGGCAUCACUCGUAGUAGAUGCAGGCAAACGCUCGAACACAGAACCCCCGCAUAAGGUGGGGGCGGCUAUUGCGUUCCAAAGCGCUUAAUAACGAAUGGAUAAUACAAUGCUGUGCUAAGUCUUAUUGAACAAGAACCAAACCGUUCCCCUGCGUGGGCUUUUGUGUCGAACCCUACAGCGGAAAACAAAACAAAACAAUCGCAAACAAAGCGUAAUCAAUGGAACUAUCUCUAUCAUCACCCGCGUCUGUAACUGUCCACAGUACCUCUUCAAAAUGAACACUAAAAUCAGCGCUAAAAGGUAAAAAGUAAAAGAUCAAAAGAGAUGAAAUGGAAUCAUAAAUAUUUAAGAAAAAAAAACACACACACACACAGCAAAACAAAAAAAAACAUACAAAGCUUAAUGAAGAAGAUAUUGUGCAAAAACAAAACAAAAGAAUCCAGAAAAAUCCUGAAGAGUAUAGAUGGGAAUGUAAACAAAUAAUAAACACUCGUUGACAUCUUAAAUGUGCCCUUUUAUCCAAGAGAUGAUUAUACAAUACACAUACAAAACAAAACAAAACAAAAAAAAACAUGAGAUGAAAUAACUUUAAUCUUACUUAGUCGCACGACAACAAAGGCUACACACGCAAGCAAGUAAGCAUGUUACGCUGAUAUAAAUUCGAUAGAUUGUGCGCUACGCAACAAUCCUAUUCAAGUGGCUGACAAAUCACGGGCCAAUGCGCAGAACAGGAAACGUUGACAAGUUAUGCCCAGGGCAUUCGAUGAAGGGAAAGGAGGAAGGCAUUUUCGAACUUCUACACUUCUAGCAUUUUUAUUUCUAUUAUGUUAGAUAUAUGAAGAGCUUAUAUGAAGAAAGAGAGAGAGAUAGAGAGAGAGAGAGGGUGGUGAUAGUGUAAUAACCAGGCGUAUAUCUCUUGCAGUGCAGCUGUUGUUGUUGUUGUUGUUCGUGUCGGUCACAUUCAAACUGGACGAUGAUCUGUGUAUGUUUCGGAUCUGUGUGAAGAAGGAUAACAACAAUUGGCAUGGUAGCGCUACUGUCAGCUUGUACAGAGAAACCGUAUGAUGUGACCCGAAGCGGAACCAACCAAUGCUUUGUUUUAUGUUUUUUUGUUGGUUAUGGUACCGGAUGCGACAGUAAACAACAGUGGAACCAAUAGUGCAAAAAUGCGUUCAUGAAGAUGCACCGCGUAGUGCAGCGUGGAGUCAUCUACACUUCCAUACGUAAGCUUCUUCUUUCCCUGGAGGUUCAAUGUCGACGAACAAACAAGACCCCACUCCCAGUUACAAGACCAUGCAGCAUAAUAUUAUCAGUGUCAGCUGGGCGCUGUUUCCAUCGCAGGGCGCACUACGGAAAAUGCUGGUCAUUUUCGUUUUAAGCGUUGUUUAUUUUUAACAAACUAAUUUAAACGGCACAUUGAGCAGGUUGAAGCAUCUUCGGCUAGUAGCUAUGUUUCGUAGACGGUAUCGACUCCAUGCGCGAAUGGAGUUUGGAGGCAAAAUACAGAUAAUUAGUUGCAUUAGUCUUAGUUUAAUUUGUUUUUUUUCUUGUCUCUUCUUUGUUUCCACAAUUGUGCAGCUUGCACAUAGAAAACAGGCUGAGAUGUUAAAUGAUAUUGUAGGCAAAAGUGUGCUUUACACUGGAACUUAAACUUUGUACACCAAUUGCCCAUUGCGUGUGAGUAAUUUUUCCUUUGGGCAAGAUGCUACGAUCUACGGUAGAUAUAUCAUUGGCAUAUUUGCAAUAUCGUAUGUUCAUUGUGUAAAGGUAAAGGGAACGUUUUCCAUCGGCAUCCAGUCCCUUACUUCACAUUACGCUGUUACUGUUUGUUUCGUUUGUAUCUUUUCUACUUUCCGGUAAAGAUGAAAAGCGACGUAAGCGAAUUCCAACUUGCUAAGAAUCGGCGGCUCUAUGCUUCCUUACAUGCAUGACUUAGCGACACAGGCAAUCGGUCGAAUUGGUUCACCAAUACCAUACUUGGCUUAUGUAUGUGUGUGUGUGUACGUAUGUAGGAUUAAUAUCGUUUGAGGAAGAAAACGAUCAGUAAGGAGGGCGUAAACAAAACCAAUGCCCGUAAUACGCAAAACAUGUGCAUCCAAGUGUAGUUAACAGUUUGCGUUCGUUACAUAUGAUCUUUUGAGUUGCGAACUUUUAAAGACAAAGUAAAACUCACUGAAACUAACAACCAAGCAGAAGAAGAAAACAACAACAACAACCACACACAUACACAUAUGCGUAACAAAAAACAAGCAAAUGAAAAUGAGGAAAAAAUGUAACAAAACAUACACACAAAAAAAACAAUGUUGCUGUCUCGUUAAUGAAGGUGUCGUAUUUAAUGAAAUAAAAAGAAAUAAAACUGAAAGUAGAAACAAAUCAUA